This is a messenger RNA of Lingula anatina, 1731 nucleotides long. RefSeq names its product protein farnesyltransferase/geranylgeranyltransferase type-1 subunit alpha. The record is from RefSeq and is a predicted model, not a curated record. Gene Ontology annotation, cellular component: cytoplasm; protein farnesyltransferase complex; CAAX-protein geranylgeranyltransferase complex. Gene Ontology annotation, biological process: protein farnesylation; protein geranylgeranylation. Gene Ontology annotation, molecular function: CAAX-protein geranylgeranyltransferase activity; protein farnesyltransferase activity. NCBI's taxonomy places the organism in Eukaryota, Metazoa, Brachiopoda, Lingulata, Lingulida, Lingulidae.
CCACGUGAUCUCAGUGUAACCAGCAAUGGCAGACGGUGACUGCUGUGACAAUCGUGGAGAUGACUGGGUGUUUUACAAAGACAGGGAGGAAUGGAAGGAUAUCACUCCCAUUCCACAAGAUGAUGGACCACAUCCUGUUGUUCGCAUAGCGUAUUCAGACAAAUUUACUGAUGUUUAUGACUAUUUUCGAGCAAUAUUACAAAAAAAUGAGAUGAGCCACCGAGCUUUUGAACUGAACACAGAUGCUGCAGCUCUCAAUUCUGCAAACUACACUGUAUGGCAUCACAGAAGAAAUCUUAUCAAGGAGUUAAAGUUGGAUCUUAAUGAUGAACUUAUGUAUAUAUCUGAUGUAAUAGAAAACCAUCCUAAAAACUAUCAGGUUUGGCACCAUAGACGAGUUAUUGUUGAAAUGCUUGGGGAUGCCUCAAAGGAAAUAGAUUUCACAGCUAAUAUACUGGAAGAGGACGCAAAGAAUUACCAUGCAUGGCAGCACAGACAGUGGGUUAUAAAGGAAUUCAAAUUGUGGGAUGGUGAAUUAGAAUUCACAGAUGCGUUAUUGAGGCAAGACCUAAGGAAUAACUCUGCCUGGAACCAGAGAUAUUUUGUUAUUACAGGAACCCCAACAUUAACAGAUGAUGUCUUACUGAGAGAAGUGCAUUUUACAAGAGAUAUGAUUAAACAAGCACCUAAUAAUGAAAGUGCAUGGAAUUACCUUAGGGGAAUAUUGGCUGAUAAAGAAAUAAGCCAAUAUCCAGGACUAAUGGAAUUCUGCCACAAGUUGUAUCAGGAAAAUAUCCGCUCUCCUCAUUUAUUAGCAUUCAUGAUUGACUGCUAUGAGAACAUGUUAGAACUUAAAAAGGAUGACAAACAAGCUGCUUUGAACCAAGCAUUAAAGAUGUGUGAAUCCCUGGCAACAGAGUAUGACACUAUUAGGAAAGAAUAUUGGAAUUAUAUAUCAAGAUCCCUAACAUCGAAAUAUGGACAUUUUAAACCUAAUUGAAAAGAAAGUAUGUCUUUGUUGAAAUUUGUCAGACAAGAACAUUUGACAGAUUUCUGACACAAGAAACUGUACUUUUAUAUGUAAUUGUUAUAGGAGCUGUGUGCUAGUCAUAUAAAAUGUACUUUGUGUGCUUUGAUGUUAGUUAAUGGGUCCUUCUCUGUCAGCUUUUGUUCUUGCAUUGUCACUCAAUAUCCAAACUAAUAAUAAUAAAAAAAAUUUCCUGGAUCAGGUACCUAAUAGAUUGAGAAGCAUGACAAGGAAACUACAUUGGAAAAUUGCUGCUGGAUCUUUACUCAAAUAAAAUAACAACAUACUGUACAUAGUCUGGGCUUACCCUGGGGUGAAGUUGCUUCUAGUCAAAUAAGGUGAUAAUUUUAGCAAAAUGGGAAAUUAGAACAAAUUUAGCAAUGAUGAAUUUGGUAAAAUAUAAUAAAACAUUUAACAUUUGUCUUGCUUAAUUUGGAAGAUGUUUAGCUUUUGUUUUAAGUCACCAAGGUGAGCCCAGUUAACUUGAAAAGCUGGCUGUGUUUCAAAAUUGGGAAAAAUUUUGUACAUUUAUACCUAAGGCAGAGUGACUUUGAAGAAACUAAAAUGCAACGCUUUAAAUCAACUUUGUAGAAAUGGUUAAAAUAGUUUUAAAGUUAUGUAGAGAUAUAUGUAAUUGUCAUAUGAAUUUCAAUGUAAAAUGAAACUGCAGAGCAGUUAAUGAAUAGAAUAUCUUGAAAAUGAUA